AUGAACGUGUUUGGUACAAUUAUUGAUGGUGAGAGAAGAAAAGCAAUGUCCAGGAUCGAAGAAACAAAUGAAAUACUCACAUAUAAUCUAGACAAGAUCAAAAAUUUGCUCGAGAAACAAGAAGUCAGCAUUAUAACCCUUUUUAACAAUGUACAAAAUACACUUAGCCGAGAAAAACCGGUCCGAGACUUGAUAUUACCUGCUGCGAAAGCUAUGGUUUCUGCAAUGAUCGACGAAAAAGCUGCAAAUAGCUUAAAUAAAAUUGCAUUGUCAAAUGAUACAGUAAAAAAACGAACUGAUGGUUUAUCAGGAAAUAUUAAAGAACAGUUGUUAAGAAGAAUCAAUAAAAGUGACUACUUUAGUCUCCAACUUGAUGGAAGUACCGAUAUAACUAAUAAAUCAGUAUUACUGUUUUAUGCAAGAUACGAAUACGAAAAUGUCAUUUCCUAA
Molecule: messenger RNA, 450 nt
Organism: Sipha flava (yellow sugarcane aphid)
Lineage: Eukaryota; Metazoa; Arthropoda; Insecta; Hemiptera; Aphididae
Product: protein FAM200A-like
Exons: 3
Coding region: 1-450 (149 amino acids)
Source: RefSeq, a predicted model, not a curated record